AUGCUUAGUGCCUCGGAAGAGCAGGGUUCUGGAGGUGCAAAAACGACAUCAACUGUGCAGUCGCCUGCUACUGUAGCUACGCCUAGGGCCGCACUCGAUUGGCUUGAAACUUCGACGAGCCAACAAAACAUGACUUCUGCUGUUCAAGUCCAGACAAAUCUGACACAGAGUGAUCAAAUUACCAGUAACGACGGCCAAAGCUCGUCAGUGGAAAGCCAUCUUAGGCGUGAGCCUGAAAGACCGACAAAUAUCGUUGGUGAUAUCCCAGACACUUAUUCAUUACCCACAAACUGGCUUCCGUUUGACGAUGUCCCACUAAACAGCGCAUUUCUGCCUAGUCUCAACGACAUACCUCGUAUAGCAUCUGAAGUCGGUGAUGCAUCUACAACUGCUCCCCAGAGCCUCGAGACGCAACCGUCGUUUCCAAUUCUCCCAGAAAUACACGAGCAGAGCCUACAACAAGACCAUGUUUCUGCCUUGAUUGCUUCUAUGGCCUCAAAUAAGCAAAGGAAAACGCAAUUUUCGGACACUAAUGACGAUCCUGCGCUCCCCGGCACUAAAGCCACGCAUUAUUCAGACGGAGCGGGUUUCAGGGAAAGCCGAGCAGAGAGAUACAUGCGCCAACGGCGUGCUGCUUAUGUCGAAGAACAUGGGCCAAGUCCGGGCCAGCAGGUCCACGUAUCAUGGAUCAGCGACUUAGAUGCCAGAGUGGCGGCAGCAAGUAAACGGAUUGGGGCAUCAAGCGACGUUCCAGAUAGUAUAUUCGAGGAGCUCAUGUCAAAACUGGACUCUCAUGCGACCAGGUCCCAUAUAUUUGCCGACUUUGCCGCUCACAAAGAGAAUCUGCUAACCAAACGCACUUUUCAACUAUUUAUCAGUCUCUACUUCGAGCACUUCCAUCCGGUAAACCCCUUCGUUGACAGAUCACAUUUGUCUAUCCCUCUUUGGGGCUGGAGCUUGUGCCUAGCUACUGCUGCGAUUGGUUCUAAAUACUUUGGUUCUGAAGAAGUCAACCGCUUUGGAGAUUGCUUAUGCUGUAUCCUGCAUGAGCUCAUGGCAAGAGAACUCGAUUUUAUCGGCUCCCAAGAGCCGUUGCCUUAUAUUCAGGCUCGAAUCCUGGCUUCAGUUGGACUCUGUCAAAGCCGUCAGCCGGAAUUACUCAGAUGCGGGUACAACGGCUUAGCAAUGGCAGCACAAGCAUGUCUUCGGCUUCGCUUAUUGAGUGAGGAUGACAAUAUCGGUUCAUAUCAGAAUGAUCAGAGUCUGGAGCAGAAGUGGAUCACCUGGCGAUUUCGAGAGACACGAAGAAGGACGGGUCUUUUCGUUUGGUUAGCCAGUGGCUACUUUGCUCUGGCCUCUGAGCAUCAUCCGUGCUUGUUCCCAGAUCAACCUCAACUGCGGCUUCCAUGCCGAGAGGAGCUAUGGGCGGCCAAGUCGCCAGAGGCCUGGUCUACGGCAAACCUAGCAGAUAGAGAUGCCGACCCAAUAACCUUCUCUACCGAAGAAGCCUCAAGAUCUACAGUACCCGAAGUAACACUGGAGCUUUGGCGACACUUGAAGUCGCAGAAUUCAUCGGAUUCUUUUGCAACCAUUGUCAUAAUCCACAUGCUGGUCCAUCGCAGAUGGGCCGCUAACGGAUAUUUGGCUGAUGCACUUCGCGACAUACCACAAACAAAUCAGCUAACCAUCCAUGUCCCUGAGAGAAAGUAUCUUGGUUCAGUACCCGAGUACAUAAAGUGGCGCAAUCAGUGCUGUGACUGCUUGGAUGUGCUGCACUGGGAAGCACUCAGUCUAUCAGCCAAAGCAGAAGGACUUGAAGAUCCGGUAUUACUGCAUCUGCAUCUAGCCCGCCUCUCACUCCUCGCGCCGGUCCAAGAUCUUUUUGCGUUUGCUGACCAGAGUACUCUCUCGGGGAUUACUCACAUGACCCCCAGUAAUCUCUAUCGCCACGGUACCGCCAGCUCAGAACCAAGACAGACUAUCAAGAUCUGGGCGACUCAAGAUCGAUAUAAAGCUCGUCUGGCAGUCAUACAUGCUGGGGCUGUUCUGUGGCAUGUGAGGAGAUACUCAUCAGAUUCAAUUAUUGAGCCAUUUGCUCUAUUCCUUGCAUCGUUGGUGCUCUGGGCUUAUGGUCAAACCUCAAACAUUCGAAGGCUUUACGAGUCUGCAUACACCGCAGCACAGUCUCCACUGAGCGACAACGAGGACUCUGUAACUUCCGCGCCCACGACACAUGGUUCAUUAGAAAGCCAUACGAUGCGCGACUGUAUGUCAACCAGGCGGCGAAUGCCAAGCGCGAUGCAAUUAGACAGGCCGAUGGACGAUGAACUUGUACAGUACUUUAUACGAUUUGGUGAGGACCUGCGUCUUCCCCUUGAGGGAGUAGAUGACCUGUGUGCAACUGAAGGCCCAUUGCAUAUGCUGCAAGAAGUAUCGAGUUUACUGAUGGAACAGCACAAGCCCUGGGAUAUUUCUGAGACUUACGCUAGAUUUCUACGAGACUUGAAAAUGUCACAGUGGGAACUGUGA
Messenger RNA from Fusarium fujikuroi IMI 58289, 2529 nucleotides. Its product is annotated as related to transcription factor ZMS1. Gene Ontology annotation, biological process: DNA-templated transcription. Bases 1 to 2529 code for a protein of 842 amino acids. The record is from RefSeq and is a predicted model, not a curated record. Gene Ontology annotation, molecular function: DNA binding; zinc ion binding. NCBI's taxonomy places the organism in Eukaryota, Fungi, Ascomycota, Sordariomycetes, Hypocreales, Nectriaceae. The transcript is spliced from 3 exons.